Messenger RNA from Egretta garzetta (little egret), 1005 nucleotides. RefSeq names its product monoacylglycerol O-acyltransferase 2 (gene MOGAT2). NCBI's taxonomy places the organism in Eukaryota, Metazoa, Chordata, Aves, Pelecaniformes, Ardeidae. Gene Ontology annotation, biological process: diacylglycerol biosynthetic process; triglyceride biosynthetic process. The record is from RefSeq and is a predicted model, not a curated record. Gene Ontology annotation, molecular function: 2-acylglycerol O-acyltransferase activity; diacylglycerol O-acyltransferase activity. Gene Ontology annotation, cellular component: endoplasmic reticulum membrane.
AUGAAGGUCGAGUUUGCUCCGCUCUCUGUGCCGCUGCAGAGAAGGCUUCAGACGGCAUCAGUGAUUCAAUGGGUCUUCAGCUUCCUAUGUCUAGCACAGUGCUGCACAGUUGCCUUCAUCGGCCUCUUCUUCACGCGUUUUUGGCUGGUCAGUGCCCUGUACGCUGCAUGGUGGUUCAUAGACAGGGAAAAACCCAGCAAGGGCGGGAGGCGGAUCCAUGCCAUCCGGAACAGCGCCAUCUGGAGGUACAUGAGGGACUAUUUCCCCAUCACGCUGGUGAAGACGGCGGAGCUGGACCCUAGGCAGAACUACCUGAUGGGAUUUCAUCCCCACGGGGUCCUGGCAGCAGGAGCCUUUAUCAAUUUCUGCACAGGGGCAUCGAGCUUUUCCACGCUCUUUUGCAUCACCCCACACCUGAUGAUGCUCUCCCUGUGGUUUCGCAUCCCCUUCUUCAGGGACUACCUGAUGAGCGGAGGUCUUGUCUCCUCCGACAAGGAGAGUGCAUCCUACGUGCUGCAGAAGCCAGGGGGUGGGAACAUGCUGGCCAUCAUCGUUGGAGGGGCACAGGAGGCGCUGGAUGCUCAGCCAGGAUCCUACACCUUGCUGCUGAAGAAUAGGAAGGGAUUUGUCCGCCUGGCCAUCAAGCACGGCACCCCUCUGGUCCCCAUCUUUUCCUUUGGGGAGAAUGACCUCUACAGGCAGGUGAGAAACCCCAAGGGCUCCCGGCUGCGGCAGCUCCAGCACCGGCUCCAGCAGAUCAUGGGCAUUUCCCUUCCCCUCUUCCAUGCACGAGGCAUCUUCCAGUACAGCUUCGGGCUGAUACCCUACCGGCGGCCCAUCUGCACUGUCGUUGGGAAGCCAAUUCCAGUGCAGAGGAAGCCCAGACCCUCCGAGGAAGAGGUUGAUCAAGUCCACCAGAAAUACUUAAAUGAAUUGUGCAAGCUCUUUGAGGAGCACAAAGCUAAAUAUAACAUCCCAGAAGACAGGCACCUGGAAUUUAUAUAG